GUGACAGCAAGUCCGCUAUGCUUAUCACUUUAAUAAUUUUAUUAUUUUCUGCACUGAAAUGUACUGCAAAUGAUAUAUUAGGAUGCGGUGGAUUCGUCAAAAGUCAUGUCACUUUGGAUUUCUCUAAAAUAGAAAUAGGACUAUACACGAAAGAUGGGAGUCUCAAAGAAAAGACAGAAUGCGCUCCUACUAAUGGAUACUAUUUUCUACCUCUAUAUGAGAAGGGUGACUACGUAUUGAAGGUCCACCCACCACCAGGCUGGAGCUUUGAGCCAUCCACAGUUGACCUUUCUGUGGAUGGUGUCACAGACAAAUGUUCUGCAGGGCAGGACAUAAAUUUCGCCUUUAAUGGUUUCGGUAUAGCCGGUAAAGUAAUCACCGAUGGCCAAACCCAAGGUCCUGCUGACGUUGCAGUUCAACUAGUGAACAGUAACAACGAAGUCAGAAAUACUGUGACUGCUGUUGGCGGUGACUUUUAUUUUACUCCAGUUAUCCCUGGGAAGUAUACUUUGAAGGCUUCUCAUCCAAAAUGGAAGUUGGAACCAUCACAAUCUGUAGUACAAGUGAAGGAGGGCAACACGGUGCUUCCUUUAGGAGUGCUCAAAGUGAAAGGUUAUGAUGUGACUGGCUCUAUAAUUUCUUUUGGAGAGCCUAUCAGCGGUGUUUAUGUGCUUUUGUAUUCAAAAGAAGAAAAUCCCAAGUUUCGGGUAGAAGGUUGCAAUACAGCUUUACUUCAGGGUGUCCCAGAUUCACCAAUUUGUCAUUCUGUAACUGAUGCAUCAGGAGAGUUCAGAUUUGGACUUGUACCCGCUGGAGAGUACAAACUUCUGGUGUUGCCCACUUCACCCGGUCAAAUUGCAGUCACAUACAAUAUUAAACCUGAAUCAGUUCCAUUUGUUGUUAAACACAACAGCCUCUACAUCAAGAAUGCUUUUGAGGUUUCAGGGUUCACGCUAAUAGGAACGGCUGUAGGUUCUGUUGGCGGUAAAGGACUAUCAGGAGCAAGGGUGCUACUCGAUGGUAAAGCAAUAGGGAAUACUGAUGCUGCUGGAAAAUUUACCCUGGGAAAUCUGAAGCCUGCAGUCUACACUGUAGGCUUGCAACAUGAUCAAUGUGAAUUUGAAGAUAUUCAGUUAACUGUGACACCAAAUGGUCCGAGCAGCACAGUCAUCCUUAAAGCAUCGAGAUGGCGCGUCUGUGGGUCUGUGACUCCACCAGUCAAAACACUUAGAAUCACGCCUGAUCGUGGAUCUGCUGAGGUCUUGUCUAUUACUCCUGAAGAAACUGGUAAUUGGUGUACAUACCUUCAUCCUGGAGUCUACACAGCUAAGGUUGAAGUCACCGAGCAAGAACAGCGGGAUGGCUUACAGUUUUUCCCGCUCUCUCAACAAAUAUCGGUUGGGAGCGCUGCCGUGGAGGGAGUGAGGUUCUCGCAGCUGAAGGGCACAGUGCGGGGCCGCAUCGAGUGCCGGCAGCAGGACGAGUGCCGCUCCGUGCCCGUCACGCUGCGGGCCCGAGCCGCCGACGGCGCGCACCUCGGGGAACCCGUCACCACCCUCGCCGUCGAUGGCGAGUACACGUUCACGGACGUUGUGGCGGGGAGCGUGGAGCUGUCCGUGGGCGGCAGCAGGCUGUGCUGGCAGGAGGAGCGCCUCGUGCUGCCGCUGCUGCGGGACACCACGCGCGCGCCGCCCUUCCGGCACCUCGGCUACGUGCUGCGUCUGCACUCCUCGCACGACAUCCAGGUGGAGUACGAGAGCGCGGCGUCGAGCGGCGUGCUGCAGGUGCCGCGCGGCGCCAGCCAGGCCUGCGUGGAGGGGGCGGCGCGCUACCAGCUCACCCCCCGCGGCCCCCACCUGUUCCAGCCGCCGCGCGCGCACGCCGACACCACGGCGCAGCUCCCGCCGACGAUACACUUCGUGGCCGUGGCGCACGCGGCGACGCUGCGGGUGACGUCACCGCUGUCGGUCGAUGACCUCGUGCUGAACAUCGACACGGACGAGUCCGGGGAGGAGCAGCAAGUGGGCCCCCUGACGCCCCAGGAGCAGCCCACCGGGGGGUACUCCUAUGAGCACACUAUUUAUUUGGCAGAGGGCUCGGAGGCUCAAGUGUCGGCCUACUCCAGCCGCCUGCUGUUCUCUCCGCCGCGGGGCCGCGCGGGGGCCGGGGGGGCGCUGCUGCUGCGGGGGCGGCCCGCGCUCACCGUGGCGGGCACCACGCAGCCCCCCCUGCCGGGCGUCACCGUCACGCUCAGCGCAGAGGACAUGUCGCUGACGCAAGUGACGGCGGAGGACGGCACGUACAGCUUCGGGCCGCUGGACUCCAGCAAGUCGUACUCCGUGACGGCGGAGAAGGAGUCCUACGUGUUCGCGGCGCCCGACGCGGACGGCGUCAUCCGCGCGCACAAGCUGGCCGAGAUCGUGGUGGAGCUGGUGGACGACGCGGACGACACCCCCCUGCAGGAGGCGCUGGUGUCGGUGAGCGGCGGCGCGUACCGGCGCACGCAGUCGGGCGCGGCGCUGACGUUCGGUUCGCUGGCGCCGGCGCAGUACUACGUGCGGCCGCACCUCAAGGAGUACCGCUUCGCGCCGCCGCACCGCCUCGUGCUGGUGCGGGACGGCGCCGCGCACCGCGUGCAGCUGCGCGGCGUGCGCACGGCGUGGUCGUGCUGCGGGCGCGCGCGCGACGUGUCGGGGCGCGGCUGGGCGGGCGCCGGCGUGCGCGCAGUGCCGCACCACGAGCGCUGCCCCUCCGCGCACGCAGAGCACGCCACCACUGACGACGACGGCUCCUUCAGGAUCCGCGGCCUGCUGCCGGGCUGCACCUACACCAUCGAGCUGCAAGAGUCCGACGCCCCCGAGCUGGCGGGGCUGAAGAUCGUUAGAGCGCCGGCUACAAUCGAGGUGACGGACAACAAGGACAUCCUGGGCGUGGAGCUGGUGGCGGUGCGGCCGCAGCGCACCACGGACGGCGCCGUGCUGGUGCGCGCCGCGCUGCCGCACUACCGCACGCUGGUGCUCAGCCUCGCCGCGUCUGCCGCGACUGCCGCGUCCGCCGCGCCCGCCCGCAUCUACUCCGUCAAGCUGGACCCCGCGGGCUACACGGAGGCUUCGAACCCGGGGCUCGUGUACGCGCUGCCGCGGCUGCCGGCGGACAACAGGUCGUACGUGCUGUCGCUGGAGUCCACGCUGCCGCGCGCCACGCACGCCUACGGGGACCACGUCUACCACUUCAACUCCGAUGGGAACUACAAACAUUUCACCAUUGAUUUCGUGCCGAAGGUGAGAGCGUCGGAACAGGAGCUGCGGGCCAGCUCCAUGCUGGCGCUGCCGCUGCUGGCGCUGCUGGCGGCGCUGUACGCCGCGCGGGCCCGCCUGCUGGACGUCGCCGCACGUGCCAUGCGACGGCACCCCACGCCCACCAAGCAGCAUAAGAAGAAGCUAUGAGACGCCCCCCCGCCCCUCUAGGGAACCUUAAUGCUUUGCCUAUUUCUACCGUGAAGCAGUAAUGCGUUUCGGUUUGAAGGGUGGGGCAGCCAUAGUAACUAUACUUGAGACCUUAGAACUUAUAUCUCAAGG
Molecule: messenger RNA, 3578 nt
Organism: Bombyx mandarina (wild silkworm)
Lineage: Eukaryota; Metazoa; Arthropoda; Insecta; Lepidoptera; Bombycidae
Product: BOS complex subunit NOMO1
Cellular component (GO): endoplasmic reticulum membrane
Molecular function (GO): carbohydrate binding
Source: RefSeq, a predicted model, not a curated record